AUGAGCAAAGCACAAGUGACCCUGGACUGGGCAAAAGACACGCCAUGUCGCAACAUUACGAUCCACGGUUUCUGCAAGUUCCAGGACAAAGGGUGUAUGUUCAAGCACGAAAGCUCGCCAAAGACGCCAGCGCCCACGGUGCUUGCGCGCCCCGCGUCCGCGGCAGUGCUGACUCCGCCAUCCAGCGCGGCACAGCUCGUGUCGAGCGCGGCGGCCUUGAAAAAGAAGUUCAGUGCUGAUGCGCCCGCGUUUCUCCCAACCACAUCCGCGAACUCCAGCACCACGUCGUUCGUGAAGUCUCCUAAGGUUGACGCCCCCCUGCUCCAGCUCACCUCGGAGGAAAAACGCUUCAACAUCGAAAGCCCAAUCUUUACCCCGGGUGGCUCCAACCCGUACGCUCCCAAGCCUGGCACACCCGUCAACCCCUACGCGCCCGCAUCUGCGGACAUGUACUUCCAGGCCCCCACGACGUACCCGUUGCAGUACCAUUUGUAUGCGCCCGCGCCACCGCCGCACCUCCAGUUACCGCUCCAGCCAUACGAGACAAACGCACACGCGAUGUUCAUCGCGGGCGACUUGCGCGAGCAUGCACAAAAAAGGAACGCGGCCAUUUUGCAGGUUUUGCCACACUCCAACUUGCCGGAGGGUGUGAACGCGUAUCACUCGCUCGUGCCGAUCGAUACACAUGCGGAACGCUCUGCACGCAACUUUGGCCACCCGUCCGCGUUGUAUAAAGUGUUUUCCACCACCAAUGGCAAUGUCUAUGCGUUGCGCCGCGUGGAGGGCGUCAACGUCACCAGCGAGCGCGCUAUCAGCGACGUGCAAGCGUGGCGCAGCGUCGUGUGCGCGAACGUGGUGCAGUUCCACGAGGCAUUCACCAGUCGCGCGUUCGGCGACAACUCCGUCUUUUUCGCGUACGAUUACUAUCCGCUUGCCACCACCUUGCGUGAGGCGCACGUGAGCCCCGUUGCUGCGAAGGUCGUUCCCAUCACAGAAGCCUUGUUGUGGUCGUAUUGUGUCCAGCUCACGAACGCGCUCACCGCGAUCCACGAGAAGAAUUUAGCCGCCAGGGUGUUGGAUAUGGACAAGGUUAUCAUUACAACCCGCAACCGGGUUCGUUUGGCGGGAUGUGCGGUCUUGGAUGUUCUCAGAUACGAGGAGGAAGACAUCGCGACGUUACAGAAACAAGACAUUGAAAAGUUUGGCGCGUUGAUGCUCGAGCUCGCGGCUUACACCUUGCCCGUCACGCUGCGUGGCGUGGAAGCAUUGGAGGGCUUGGCAUUCUCGCAGGAGUUUAAGGACUGCGUGCGGUACCUCUUGAGCGGUAGCGCGAACUUGCACGAGUUCACACGCAUGAUCGCACCGCGUGCGUUGGCCGCGGUCGAUAGCUUAGCAUGUGCGGCAGACUUCAUGGAAGGCCAGCUCCUGUCUGAAUUGGAAAAUGCACGUCUUGUGCGCCUAUUGGCCAAGCUCGGCUUCAUCAACGAGCGGCCCGAAUAUGACAAUGACCCCGCGUGGUCUGAAACCGGCGACCGCUACCCCUUGCGCUUGUUCCGCGACUAUGUGUUCCACCAGAUCGAUGAGCGCUCGGGAAGGCCUGUCAUUGACUUGUCCCACGUGAUUACGUGCCUUAAUAAACUUGAUGCCGGUGUGGAUGAGAAGAUUUUGCUCGUCAGUAACGAUGAGCAGAGCUGUAUCAUUGCGUCAUACAAGGAGCUCCAUGACUUGAUUGACAAGACGUUCAGGGAUUUGAGCAGGAACUAG
Babjeviella inositovora NRRL Y-12698 is the source of this 1764-nucleotide messenger RNA. RefSeq names its product Pan3p (gene PAN3). The record is from RefSeq and is a predicted model, not a curated record. Gene Ontology annotation, cellular component: PAN complex; P-body. Gene Ontology annotation, molecular function: poly(A) binding; ATP binding; metal ion binding. The transcript has a single exon. Lineage: Eukaryota; Fungi; Ascomycota; Pichiomycetes; Serinales. Gene Ontology annotation, biological process: protein phosphorylation; nuclear-transcribed mRNA poly(A) tail shortening; mRNA processing. Bases 1 to 1764 code for a protein of 587 amino acids.